This is a messenger RNA of Pongo pygmaeus (Bornean orangutan), 7890 nucleotides long. RefSeq names its product zyg-11 family member B, cell cycle regulator (gene ZYG11B). NCBI's taxonomy places the organism in Eukaryota, Metazoa, Chordata, Mammalia, Primates, Hominidae. The record is from RefSeq and is a predicted model, not a curated record. The transcript is spliced from 14 exons. Gene Ontology annotation, cellular component: Cul2-RING ubiquitin ligase complex. Bases 265 to 2499 code for a protein of 744 amino acids. Gene Ontology annotation, molecular function: protein binding.
GCAUUGAGAGCGGAGGCGGGUCCAGGCGCGGGCUCGCGCGCCCGGGCGGGUCCUCGCAGGGGCGGAGUCUGCGCUCCGGUUCGGGCUGCGGCUACGGCUGCGGUUGCGGCUGCUGCUGCUACACUUCUAGCUUGAGGGAAAGAGGCCGAGGCCUGGGCCAAGCCCGGAGCCGCCGCUCGCCGGAGCCUCCUGGAGCCUCCGCGCCGGCUCAGCCUGGGGGCGGGCUCCGGUCCGGCCCGCCGCCGCACCCAGGACGGAGGCUGCAUGCCCGAGGACCAGGCCGGCGCAGCCAUGGAGGAGGCAUCUCCCUAUUCCUUACUUGAUAUCUGCUUGAAUUUCUUGACUACUCACCUUGAGAAGUUCUGUUCAGCCAGACAAGAUGGAACAUUGUGUCUGCAGGAACCUGGAGUAUUCCCACAGGAGGUGGCUGAUCGACUGCUUUGGACCAUGGCUUUUCAUGGUCUAUUGAAUGAUGGAACUGUGGGUAUUUUUAGGGGCAACCAGAUGCGCUUAAAGCGGGCCUGCAUUCGCAAAGCAAAGAUCUCUGCUGUUGCUUUCCGGAAAGCUUUCUGCCACCACAAGUUAGUGGAACUUGAUGCCACAGGUGUGAAUGCUGAUAUCACGAUUACAGACAUUAUCAGUGGGCUUGGCAGUAACAAAUGGAUCCAGCAGAAUCUCCAGUGCCUGGUGCUGAAUUCAUUAACUCUCUCCCUCGAGGAUCCUUACGAGCGCUGCUUCAGCCGGCUUUCUGGCCUUCGAGCUUUAAGCAUCACGAAUGUUCUCUUUUACAAUGAAGACCUGGCUGAAGUUGCCUCAUUGCCAAGAUUAGAGAGCUUGGAUAUUUCUAACACCUCGAUCACAGACAUCACUGCUCUACUGGCCUGCAAAGACCGACUCAAGUCUCUAACCAUGCACCACUUGAAAUGUUUAAAAAUGACAACUACCCAGAUACUGGAUGUAGUUCGGGAACUCAAACAUCUGAAUCAUCUUGAUAUCUCAGAUGAUAAACAGUUUACAUCAGACAUAGCUCUUCGCUUACUAGAACAAAAAGACAUCCUACCUAACCUUGUUUCUCUGGAUGUUUCUGGGAGAAAGCACGUGACAGAUAAAGCUGUUGAAGCCUUUAUACAACAACGUCCAAGCAUGCAAUUUGUAGGUUUGCUGGCUACUGAUGCUGGUUACUCUGAAUUCCUCACAGGCGAAGGACAUUUGAAGGUGUCUGGAGAAGCCAAUGAAACUCAGAUUGCAGAAGCACUGAAGCGUUACAGUGAACGGGCAUUCUUUGUUCGGGAAGCUCUGUUUCAUCUUUUUAGUCUGACUCAUGUGAUGGAAAAAACAAAGCCAGAAAUUUUAAAGCUUGUGGUUACUGGGAUGAGAAACCACCCUAUGAAUUUGCCAGUGCAACUGGCUGCAAGCGCCUGUGUAUUUAACUUAACCAAGCAGGAUCUUGCUGCAGGAAUGCCUGUCCGACUCCUGGCUGAUGUGACCCAUUUGCUGCUCAAAGCCAUGGAACAUUUUCCCAAUCACCAGCAGUUACAGAAGAAUUGCCUCCUUUCACUUUGCAGUGACCGGAUCCUUCAAGAUGUUCCAUUUAACAGGUUUGAAGCAGCCAAGCUUGUCAUGCAGUGGCUCUGCAACCAUGAGGAUCAAAACAUGCAAAGGAUGGCAGUUGCUAUCAUUUCCAUCCUGGCUGCCAAGCUUUCUACAGAACAAACUGCACAGCUUGGUACUGAGCUCUUCAUUGUCAGGCAACUUCUUCAAAUAGUGAAGCAGAAAACCAAUCAAAAUUCAGUGGACACUACGUUGAAAUUUACUUUGAGUGCACUUUGGAACCUCACAGAUGAAUCUCCAACCACUUGUAGACACUUUAUUGAAAACCAAGGGUUAGAACUCUUCAUGAGGGUUCUAGAGUCUUUCCCAACUGAGUCAUCCAUUCAGCAGAAAGUUCUAGGACUUUUGAACAAUAUAGCUGAAGUACAAGAAUUACAUUCUGAAUUAAUGUGGAAAGAUUUUAUAGACCACAUCAGUAGUCUUCUACACAGUGUGGAAGUGGAAGUCAGUUACUUUGCAGCUGGAAUUAUUGCCCAUUUAAUAUCCAGAGGUGAACAAGCUUGGACAUUGAGUCGUAGCCAGAGGAAUUCUCUGCUGGAUGAUUUGCAUUCAGCUAUUUUGAAAUGGCCAACUCCAGAGUGUGAGAUGGUAGCAUACAGGUCCUUUAAUCCAUUUUUCCCAUUACUUGGCUGUUUCACAACACCAGGAGUCCAGCUAUGGGCAGUUUGGGCCAUGCAACAUGUCUGCAGCAAGAAUCCUUCAAGGUAUUGCAGCAUGCUGAUUGAAGAAGGAGGAUUGCAGCAUUUAUACAACAUCAAAGAUCAUGAACAUACUGAUCCCCAUGUCCAACAGAUUGCUGUGGCCAUUCUGGAUAGCUUAGAAAAACACAUUGUGCGCCAUGGGAGGCCACCUCCCUGUAAGAAACAGCCCCAAGCCAGACUAAAUUGAUAGCCAUAAGUAUUGGAUAAUUGAAUCACAGGAAUCCUUUUUGUGAUUGGUCCAUUUGGAAUAUCUUACCCUCCCUGAUGUUUUGGGGGUUUCUAUGACAAGAGUCAUAAAAUCAAUUUGGGAUUGAUAAUGUGUAGUACUGCCUAUGUGAACAGUCUCUAAUUUGUCUUGUGAUUUUUAACUUAUGAGUCAAGAAGGGUCUCUUCCUUUAUCAUUGCCUUUUAGGAAAUUUUCCACAUCUUUCGGUGUUUGAACUUACUUGUGCUUGAGAUUCUACAGUUUUAUGGUAAAGUUUGCACGAACCCUUAGGCCAGACUUUUCUGAUCUCAGAGUCCCUUCCAGUCAAUUUGCAGCUUCACAUAAGCUGUUGACCUGAUUUCUGACACUGCUUCAGUUGUAAAUUUUAUACUGCUUCUGUAUAAAAUGGCUUUCUUCUCUAUCUGUGAAUCUUUUAUAAGAUGUCCUUCUUAGUGUGAAAGAAGGGAAAUGUGGAUCAUCUUGUGGAAGCUAAUCACUGGCAGGAGCCUGGAUGGCUGGCGGAAAGAUGUAUGAGAAAGAAAAAUUAUGAAGGGAGAACAGAGUGUAGGAACUGGGAAUUGCUUUCAUGGUAUAGGUUUUAAAAUGAGACAGGCUACCCUUCGGGAGCCCACCUCUCUUGAGGCGGUGAGCAGAAGCUUGUUCUCUAUAUUUAUACCUAGAAGUGUGGACUGCUGGUUCCUGCACAGACUGCUGGUUAUUCACUAGGAAUAUUUCCCCAAGCACCACAGUAUAAAAUAUUACAGCACUCUGUGUUAAAGACUAACUGUCUACAUCUCCAUAUGUUGUAUUGUUGUGAAAAUGUGAUUUUAAAAAAUUAUCGCCAGUUAAAACUGGCUAUUCUUUUCCUCUAUUUCAAAGUCAUUUUUGUUCAGUGGAAUAGAGACAACAACAUGGUGUUAACCUCUCAGUUAAAAUACAAUUGACACCAGUAAAUUUUGCCAUAAAAAUUAAAAUCUCUUGUUCAAAAUAUGUGUAUCUUCUUAAUGUGUUCAUGUUAGAGAAAGUGUCCCCAUCUCACUGCCAAAAAUGAAAGAAAAUAAACUCUUUAAAUGAUUAAAUGUAAUGAUUCUACUCGCAGUGCAUAACAGCACAUAUUUUUGACGGAUUAUUUUUAAGACAAUUACCUUUCCUUAAGGUAUCUGAUACAGUAUAGUAAAGAAUCACUUAUAUCAGUAAUAGCACUUGAGAGAUAGCAAGUCACCAAAAAACUUAAUUUUCAUUUAAAAUUUUAUUUUGUGAAUAAGGUCAGUCUACAAUCCCAGAUAACUACAUUUUUUUCAUAGAUGGCUGAUGUUUUCAAUAGAGAUUUAAAAUGGAAUAUUAAAAUCAUAGUGAUUAUUCAGAAGCAUUUUAAUUUAGAAAGGAGCUGGUUUAUUAGUUCACUGAUGACAUUUUUUGACAAACAUAUUUUAUACCAUUAUCACAAUAAUCAGACUUGAAUUUUUUUGGAGUUCCUUCAUGUGAAUGAAAACUGAGUUAAAGUAGACAUUUAGGUCCGGAUGCAGUGGCUCAUGCUUAAAUCCCAGCACUUUGGGAAGCUGAAGCAGGAGGAUUGCUUGAGCCCAGAAGUUCAAGACCAGCCUGGGCAACAUAGUGAGUCUCGGUCUCUACCAAAAAAAAAAAAAAAAAUUUUUUUUUAAUUAGCUGGGUGUGGUGGCAUCUGGGAAACAGAGCGAGACACUGACUCAAAUAAAUAUCUAAAUAGAUAUUUAGAAUCACUGAAAACCAUAUUAAAUGCUGGGUUAAUGCUGACUUAAUUGGCUUAAGGAAUUUUUAUAGGUGUAAGAAAUUUUCACAGACUAAGUUUAUUUCAGACAAAAUAGAGAAUUAUUUUAAAAGUUUUUUUUUUUUUUUUCCUUUUCUGAAUGUUAAUGUCUGAGACAAAGUUCAGAAAACGAGAUGGCCUGUGGUAGUUUGGAAAUUGCUAGAUAUGUUGACCGUUUCCAGGUCUUUUAUCUAGUGUAGUUAAGGGAAAGCCUAUUUAAGAAGUUUGGCUUCAAGUUUCUGUUUUAUACUGUUCAAGACAAAAGUGCAUAUUUCUUUACAGGCUAAUGCUAGGUUUUUGUCUUUACAAAUUAUUUUCAGAAAUGGCUAAAAGUGUACAGAAAACAGUAAAUCCCUUCUUUACUCAGAAUAACUUCUUAAUAGAUGAAGCAUCCAAAAUACUUAAAAGCAAGGGUGGGCGUAGUGGCUCUUGCCUGUAAUCCCAGCAUUUUGGGAGGCCAAGGCGGGCGGAACACUUGAGAUCAGGAGUUCGAGACCAGCCUGGCCAACGUGGUGAAACCCUGUCUCUACUAAAAAUACAAAAAUUAGCGGGGCAUGGUGGCUUUUUUGCGCGCCUAUAGUCCCAGCUACUCGGGAGGCUGAGGCACAAGAAUCACUUGAACCCAGGAGGUAGAGGUUGCAGUGAGCUAAGAUCGUGCCACUGCACUCCAGCCUGGGCAAUGGAGUGAGACUCUUCUGGGGAAAAAAAAAAAUUAAAUUUCCUACUUUUUUUCUUUUUAUAGAGACAGAGUUUCACUCUGUUGCCUAAGCUGGAGUGCAGUGGCACAGUCAUAGCUCACUGCAGCCUUUUGGGCUUACGUGAUCCUACCCCCUUAGCCUCUGGAGUAGCUGGAACUACAGGCUAAAUUUCCUACUUUGUAAACAUCAGUAGUGGCCAGAUACUUCUGAGUCUUAAAAGCAUAAUAAUUUAUUACAUCCCAAAUACAUAAAAAUUUGAGUGCCUUCGCAGUUGGGAUGGUUCCUAAAAUUGUGUAUAGAAUUAAGGCACAGAAUUGUCUGUAAGGUCCUAAAUCUGGCUAAAAUACAGUGGAUGUAUAUAUUGGAAUUAUGAGGCAUAAGUGGCCAGUAUCUAUAGUUAGAAUCUACAAGGCCUCCCUUUUGCACCUGUAGACUAGAAUGUAACUGUUAUUGGUGCCUUUGAGUGUUAUCUCUCAGUGGCUAGAGGUGCUAUUUCAAGCACAAUUUAGACUAGGGUUGAACCACUCAUUGUUCAAAUCAUUGUUGGGCUCCAGUGUAAAAUAUCACUACAUCAGUCCACAAGCAACAGUAAAGAAAUCUAAAGGAAAUGGAAUUUGACUUUUUAGAGUAUAAUGAUGUUCUAGGGCAUAAUGAGGAAAAUUUUUUAAAAAUAGAUUAUAAUGAUACAUAUUGGUAUCAUUGAGUAAAACAACAGAUUUGAGCAAAUACAAUUAAGGCGUCUUAUUUUUUGCAUCAAGUAAUUAUUGCUGUGGUCUUUCUACUCCACAAAAUAGUUUUUUCUUUUUGCAGUUGAAAAUUAACUGCAUUAUUAACUAAUUAAUAAAAUAAGUGGUAUAAGGGAUUAGUUUACCCUCAAGCCAAUGACUCCAUGGCUAUUGAUCUUAGUUAGUUUAGGAUUUUUAAAAAGCAUAUCAGACCCCGUUUCAGGAAUUGACUAUAAAUAUUGCUUCUUGUCACCCCAGGACAGUAAUGCCUUAUAGUGGCACUAGUCACCUUAAGUAGAUUACACAUGAUGGAGGUGAAUAAAACUGCAUGGGAAUUUGCUUUCAUGAUCUAUUUCAUUUGCAAACGUCCACAUAAUCAAGUUUUAUGUUUAAAACCAUAGGUUUUAUAUUAUCUAGCUUUAGGAAGUUGCCCUUACAGGUGGGACCUUUUGUGUUAAUCUGUUUUCUCCCCAGUCAUCUUAUUUGGCUAUGUUAAAAAAAAAACAAAAAAGAGAGAGAGAGACGAUGUCUCACUGUGUUGCCCAGGCUAGUCUCGAACUCCUGGCCUCAAGUGAUUUUCCCACCUCAGCUUCCCAAAGUGCUGGAAUCACAGGCAUGAGCCACAGUGCCUGGUCUUAGCUGUGUUUUUAAUUAUGCCAUGCAUCAACAUAACAUUGGGCCAUCUUCCUGUCCCUUUUGAGCACAUUUUAAUGAAAACGUAUUUUAUGUGCUAAAUUAGGUUAAUUUACCGGAGAUUUAGCUUAGUGUUUUUAAACGCAUUAUCCCUAUAGAACAGUGUACAGCUGCACCCAGGGUUGAAAAGAGGUAGCAGGGAAAACAAACUUACACUCUUUGUAUAUGGUGAAACCCAUCCCUCUCCUGCCCUCUAAUGGUAUGUUUACAUUAUUUGGUUAUUAUACAACGUUUAUAGUGGUAUAAACAGUAUUAUUAAACUGAAGGCAUAAGUUAAAGGAAGUAUGUUACUUUGAGCUGACAUAGGCUCUUCCACUUUUAUCUGUAUUUUACUUAUUUGGGGACUUUGUAUUGCUAGGGCUUCAGAAUACUUUGAUACAGCUCCCAGAGAGGUUUGCAAACUUUUGGUUUCCCUCUCAAAUCCAUGGUAGCAGUUUCAAAUGAGUUUGUGGAUAAUGGAUGUUUAGUCCUUAUCAUUUGCUGUGUAUUGACAGUUUUUAAUUUGCAGUAUUCACUCAUGAACUGUUUUAUUUUAGGAAUAAUGCAAAACCAACCUUCGUCCGGUGAUGAGAAUAGCCGUAUGAUAAGAGAAUUUGCUCAUUGUGCUUUAAAUGAGUAAUUGUUUUACCUUAUUUAGUAUUUCAUAGACUUUGCAUGAUAUGGUACACUCCUAAUUAUGCAUUCUUUGGUUUCCAAAUCUUAACCUAAGAUACUUUGUUAACUGACUGGUAGCCUAAGAAAGAGACUUUUCUUCCUGUUUUUCUCUCUCCCCAUUUUUUGGGGUAAGUUUUGCAAAGAUCAGUGCUGCUUCUCAUGACUCUAAAGUAAAGCUCUUUUGGAUAGCACAGCCUAACUUUACAGCUAGACAGAAUGGCUAUUAAGAAUAUUUCCAAAAUCCAAGUUUAUCAAAAUUAUUUUGUGGGAAAUCAUAAAUCUACUUUAUUAAUAUUAUGUGUUUAAUUUUGGACUUAUUUUGGGAAAAACUGUUCAAAUUGGGUCCUUUUAAGCUUAUUUUAAGCAGCCUAGAAGAAAGAAGCUACUUAGCUAAUGAAAGCUGAGACACUUUAAUAAAAGCAGGAUCUUAAGAGCAUUGUUUUUCCUUAAAAACUUUAUACUCUCAGAUAAUCUGCAACAACAAAAAUUAAGAAAUCCCUGACUUUUGUAGAAUUCCCACUGUCAAAUUCUCACUGACUUAUGAGUGUGAGAAAAGUUAUCUUUUGUUUGAAUUCUGAUAGAACAGUUUAACUCCUUUCUAAGGAUAUAAAAAAUUCAUUGCAAAGUGUGUAUAUUUCAAAGACUCUCAAUUAUCUGGACUGAAGGCACUGUUCUCACUAUGGCCAGAUGAAUGGGAGUAUUCUGUACAUGAAUCAUGCUAUAUUUUAAAUCAGGACAUCACUUAAGUAUUAAUGUUGUGUGUACAGAUUUUUGUUUUGGGAUUUUUUUUUUGCCUAAAUAAAUGUUAUAAAUUUUA